GCCAAGGUGCGCCGCAUCUUCGGCAUCCCAGUGGUGCUCCCGGCGCGCCUGUUCGGCCGCGCCGCGCCUCUCGACGAGCCGGAGGGUGCGCGCGAGCAUCUGCCCCAACUGGACCCGAGCAUGGUCAACACCACGUCCAUGGCCCGCAGCGCCAUCCCGGUGCUGCCGCGCGCUGCCGCCUACCUCUGCCUGCUGUUCAACAUCCUGGUGCCAGGUCUGGGCACGGCGCUGAGUGGUCUGCUAGUACACUGCAUGGGCCGUACGCGCUACUCGGUCACCACCACCAAGGGGCACCGCUGGACCAGUACCUGCACCAACCUGGUGGUGGCGUUGAUGCAGCUGUACACGCUGACGUUCUGCCUGGUCGGCUGGUUCUGGAGCAUCGGGUGGGGCAUCAUCAUGGUCACCAUCGCCGAUCAGCACCGCUCGCUGCAGCACAUGAGCGCGGAGGAGCGCGCCACCCAGACUCGACGCUCCUCUUUCCAGCAGCUGAUCGGCGAAGACUGAGUGUCUCCCUUUCGGAACGGCGGCGGUGAUCGUCAGCACCGCGGCAAUCACGGCAGGACGAAACGGCGGCGGUGACGUCAGCACCGCGACAAUCAC
This is a messenger RNA of Pollicipes pollicipes, 603 nucleotides long. Its product is annotated as protein SPEC3. The transcript has a single exon. Gene Ontology annotation, biological process: taxis; proprioception; sensory perception of mechanical stimulus. NCBI's taxonomy places the organism in Eukaryota, Metazoa, Arthropoda, Thecostraca, Pollicipedomorpha, Pollicipedidae. Bases 121 to 507 code for a protein of 128 amino acids. Gene Ontology annotation, cellular component: sensory dendrite. The record is from RefSeq and is a predicted model, not a curated record.